Molecule: messenger RNA, 924 nt
Organism: Mytilinidion resinicola
Lineage: Eukaryota; Fungi; Ascomycota; Dothideomycetes; Mytilinidiales; Mytilinidiaceae
Product: kinase-like protein
Exons: 1
Coding region: 1-924 (307 amino acids)
Biological process (GO): protein phosphorylation
Cellular component (GO): cytoplasm
Molecular function (GO): protein serine/threonine kinase activity; ATP binding
Source: RefSeq, a predicted model, not a curated record
AUGAAAGUCCUCACCAAGCGCGCCCCAGACACGCUCAUGGUGUACAAAGGCCUCUCCUUCUCCGACUACAUGGCCUUCGACCCCCCUACCUACAACAACCACCUCGCCGGCAUCUACCGCGAGCUCGAAAUGCUCUGCACCGUGCUCUCCCCCCACGCAAACAUCAUGCCGCCCCCCAUCGCCUUCGCAACCUUCCAGCAAGACCGGUCCGGCGAGCCCCUCAUAUGCGGCUCGCUGUACCCGUACUACCCCAAGCUCUCCCUCGCCGCGGCUAUCGGAGAAGCCGUCGAGUUCGAGGUGCAGAUCCCGCUCCACUACAAGGCGAAAUGGUGCUUCCAGCUCGCCUCCGCGCUCCACCACGCUCACACUGUCGACGGCACGUGGCACCAGGACCUCAAAACUGCCAACAUGUUGCUGGAUAACGACGCUAACGUCGUCCUCAUCGACUGGGAGCAGUGCGGUGCGAACUCGUUCGUUCUCGCCCCGGAGGCCAACGGCGAUUACGACCUCACCUUGGCUGAUAUGGCUGCUUCUGCGCUCAAAGGGGAUGAUGCGCCGGUGUUGUAUACUCGCUACGCAGGCCCUCAGCGGCGGAACAACUACAUUGGCGCCCCGGGGUGGAUUGUGUUUCCGGAGUGGAAGAAACAAUGCCCGAAGGCGGUUGAGUUGGCGGAAGUGUGGAGCCUCGGGAGCGUGAUGUGGCAGCUGUUGGAGCAGGUGGCGUUGGAGCACCUGCAUGAUAUUGUGGAUGUAUACGAAGAGGGGAUUAAGGACGGGGUUGUUUGGACGACGAUGACGGAAGAUAUACCCGAGAGCUGGAAGGAGGUGGUGGGGGCGUGUAGGCGCAAGGAGCCGGAUGAGAGGAUGAGGAUGAAGGAUGUGGUGGGUUUCUGGAGGGGGGAGGCGGAGAGAUUUGUGGGAUGA